Messenger RNA from Misgurnus anguillicaudatus (oriental weatherfish), 7615 nucleotides. It is a transcript of the gene tmem264, whose product is annotated as transmembrane protein 264. The record is from RefSeq and is a predicted model, not a curated record. NCBI's taxonomy places the organism in Eukaryota, Metazoa, Chordata, Actinopteri, Cypriniformes, Cobitidae.
AGUAGGUUGAAUUUGACUUGUUAAAACUUCAUGCUGCAUUUAGUUUACAGCGUACGGCAAAAUGUUUUUUGGUUAAUACUAAGGCUAUCAAUUGAUUAAAAUAUUUAAUCUGGAUUAAUCGCAUGAUUGUCAUGAGUUAACUCGUGAUUAAUCGCAACUUAAUCACACAUUUUUACCUGUUCUAUAUUUACCUUAACUCUUUUCCCGCCAAGAAAAAAAAGCUUUCCUGCCAAUGACGAGUUUUUCCGGCAAUCCGUAUUUCCGCUAUUAUCCACCAGGUGGCGCUUCUACCCAACUUAUAAAACAUGGAAUCAACCGCUAAGGUCAAACUGUUCAAACUCUGUGUAUGUUUUGAUCAUCACUCUGAAUCUGAUCAAAAGUCUUUCCCAAAAACGCAAUUAUCUCAGCUUUUUGCUCAAAAUUUGGUAUUUUUGAAGAAACCUACCCAUAUUUGAGAGGUGAUAAAAAGAGAACAAAUAAAUGUAAGAUAUGAAAGCAGAGGGUCUGUUCUUUCAUUUGAUAUAUUGUAUGUUUAUAUCGUCGCUGUCCGAUGAAAACCACGUAUGUCCAUUUUGCCGAUUUUAAGAUUUUUCGACGGAUUGAAUGUCCAGGUUCAUUUCCGUAUACAGUAUGCUUCACAUAUCUUAAUGGCCAAUGAAAAGUUGUAAAAUCAUGUUAUCUGAUUUUUACGUAUAUCCAUUUGAUGUCAAAGCUGUCAAUCAUGCCGUGUAUCUCCCGCCCUGUGUAAGCAUCUCGCAAAGUUUCAUCGAAGCUCAUCACUGGAUGUAGCCAAAUAAACAUAGCCUGGUAAGACAAUAUCUUUACGUCAUCGAGGUAAACGUUCCCCCAUCAUAUCUUAAAAUCACUGGUAAAACUAAUAGAUUUGGCAAAACCAAGUCAAAAACAAUAUCAAUGGUAAACUGACUGCAUUUAUAUAGCGCUUUCAUAGACCCAUGGCCAUCCAAAGGGCUUUACAAUUUGCCUCACAUUUACCCAUUCAUACACCGACGGCGGUGUCAGCCAUGCAAGGCGCCAUCCAGCUCGUCGGGAGCAGCUGGGGUUAGGUGUUUUGCUCAAGGACACCUCAACACUUGGUCAGGUGGAACCGGUGAUUGAACCACCAACUUUCCGAUUUGUAGACAACCUACAUGAACCACUGAACCACUGCCGCCCCUCAAUAUAUGUUUAACUUUUUCUUUCUUUUAUUGUUUGAUUGACGUUGAGACACAGACAGUUUUAAAAUCUACUGUAAUGCAAGGAUCUAAUAUAAUGUUACACAUUGGAUAUUUUCCCAAAUAGUUAAUCAAACAUUUAUUUAAGACAUAAAAGAUUAUAUCUGCGUGAAUUCCCUUGGCUGGGUGGUGGAUGGGUUUAGCUAAGGGACCCCCAUAAUCUUUGACAUAAUUCAAACACUGCAUAAAAUGUAUAGAAACUUUCCCCAUAUCUUGCUGAAAUGCAAAUAUAUGAUUUCUACCCAUGACGUCAUUUUUAAAUCAUUUAUUAAUGGUCAUUUAUGGCCAUGUACCCAUCUGAAUCAGUGUCUCCUUGUGUUCGUGGAUAGAUGUUCUCUGUGACACUUCCAUGGAACAAGCCACAAUCUAUCAGACGAUUCAUCGCUCUCGAACUGCUUUCUCUGGCACGCUCAGAUUGAUGGUCCACACUUUUUAGGAAGGGCAGGAUAAGUGAUCAGACACAUCCAAUUAACAAAGACGCUAGACCGCCCUGGUACCGAUCUCAUUGUUGGAAAUAAUGGUCUCGGAGUUCUUGUCAAUUAUUCAUGAUCGUCUGACACUCGGGUAAUCUGAGACAGACGGACAUUUAAAUGCACUUCAUAAUUAUCAACAAAGGAUCUGUGCAUUUUUAAUGCGUUGCCGUGAUUUAGUCUGAAUGGUUUAUGUCUAAUUAUGUCACAACCACGCAGGCCUGUCACUUUCUAUCUGGUUUUGCCAGGAUGGGAGAACAUACUUAUGUUUUUGUUUCAUUUUAUAUGAAAUGAUGGGAAGAGGGAGACGAAAUGGGGUUUGAAAAUGUUGCAAGCUAGAUUCGACUCUCGUUCGACUGCAGUAAACAUGAAUUGAAAAUGCACUCUGUUUACUUUAGUAGCCUACGAUACAUUUUAUUGUAAGCAAUUUAUUUGUUUAUCGAUAAAUGCCUACAGUCAUCUGUCAUAUAGACUUCAAUUUAAUUUUCUGAGCGGUAAAGCCAUGUCUUGCAUAUUUCUCUUGUGUUUUACUCGUACUGUACAGUCACAUUAUGGAAAUAAAAUUGUUAUUCAUAUAGCAGAUUCACAUACAGUACAUUUAGAUUGACAUAAAUCAUACAUUGCACAAACAAAUAACAUGACGUUUAACAAGUUAAAUUAAGCGAGCGUUUUGGCAACACGGCAGAAUACUAAAAAUGUGAAAAUGCUAAAAAUAGUUCCUUGUUCAGAAAAUAUGAACUAUACGUUAGUACUUUGUUUGAGUGGCUCUCUCUCUUUCACUCUCUCUCUCUCCUUCUCUCUCUCUCUCUCAUCCAUAUAGGUUAAAAUAUAGGCCUACUUUAUAAAAAAUGCACACAUAAACAUUCUCAGAAAUGUUAAUAUGCUAUUAGGGUAUUACGGUAUGUUACCGCUUUCUGAUUUUUUCUCUUAUGUUUAUUUCUGCUUAUUUAUCUAGCUUGUUUUAACCCAAAUAUGGACAUUUUCUAGGUUAAGUUAAACCAAUGGUUGGGUUUGUCACUAUUUUUCCCAACCUUGGGUUUAAAACAACCCAGCAUUUUUUACAAUGUGUGAAUUCAGCAUGAGAAGUCAGAACCAUGUAGGUGCGUCUCUCUCGCUCUCUCUCAUCCAUAUAGGUUAAAAUAUAGGCCUACUUUAUAAAAAAAUGCACACAUAAACAUUCUCAGAAAUGUUAAUAUGCUAUUAGGAUAUUACGGUAUUUUACCGCUUUCUGCUUAAUUUUUUUCUUAUAUUUAUUCUGCUUAUUUCUCUUGCUUGUUUUAACCCAAAUAUGGACAUUUUCUAGGUUAAGUUAAACCAAUGGUUGGGUUUGUCCAUAUUUUUCCCAACCUUGGGUUUAAAACAACCCAUUAUAUUUUACAGUGUGUGAAUUCUGCAUGAUAAGUCAGAACCAUGUUUGUGCGUCUCUCUCUCUCUCUCUCAUCCACACACAUGAGUGAAUACUACAGUCUACAGUAGCAUUGCUCUGAGCGAUUCCUUCAGUGUUGCAUUACAGCGGUUGUAUAAUUUUCCCCUGGACCCAAGCAUCAUUCUGCUGUUUAAAAGCAAAACUUGUGAGAAACUGAAGGUCCAGCGAAAAAGAAAGGGAAUUCCUAAGAGAGGUGCUGUAUACAGCGGCAACUGGGAAGACGUUACAAGUUAUGACAGCACAGAGAAGAUCAAAUAAGAGCUUCACCCAAUCUUUAUCUGUAGCUGUUGCCAAGCGUCCCUCUCUGACACCUAUCUGACUGCGCAUAAGAGUAAGAGAGCGAGCGGGCGAGAGCGAGCGAGCGGCGAGAGAGAGAGAGAGAGAGAGAGAGAGAGAAUGUAAAAGGGAAAAGCCACAGGCUGCACACAGCACAUUGCUCUGGAGUUUCAGAGGAAACCGGGAUGAAAUGAGAAAGAUCUGAGGGCUGUUUCCAGUCAAGAGUAUUCCUGCCAAGAUCCCGGAAGGGAGGAGGAAACUUAUUGACUUCUUUUGGCUUCGAUCUCGAUACGAAGGUGAGGUGAGAGUGAUUUUCAUCCAAAGGAGGUGCAGACUGUAACCUUUGUGGACUGCUUCUAAUCCUUCAGCAAACAAAAGGGAGACAGCUGCGGAUGGAUUGGGAUUGGGACCCUUGGGGUUUUAAGAGGUUUUUCUGCAGUUUGUUGUUUAUGCAUAUGUAAACUGAACAUCUGCAGAUAUAUACGGAUUACGGCUCAGCACAAUCUGCUGUCAUCGAUUUGCGGCGACGGAGCACUCGGAGAAACACAUCAGCUGUAGUCUCGUCCCUGACACUCGGAGAAAUACUGCUGGGACCUGCAAUUUCACUUCUGCUGUCAAAUAAGAAAUUUAUCACAGCCUAUCAUUUCUGACACGCUGUGCCGUAAGACUCCUCUCUAGAAAAUAACAGCCGACGGCUGUGCUUACAGUCCUGGGGAUCUGAAAUAUUUAAAGCCGGGAACGAUGCAAUUAACGAUUAAUGAAAAAUGAAGCAGCUGUUAUCAGUAUGCGAAGGCUGCCAGCAUUCACUUGGAAAACUGCGGGAUUGAGUUAAAAGAGAUGUUUCUCAAACGAUCGUGACUGACAGCACUACCCGGUUUGCCGUCUCACAAAGUGAAUCCUGUGGAUUACAGUGUUUGCUUUUGGUUGAAUUGUUUCCUUUUUCCCAUCUAAUCAAUUUCUCCUUGUUUCAAGAGCGGAAUCCUAAUGAAUCAAAAUUAGACCUUGGGGUCAAACUUCUCAGAAUUCCCAUUCCGGUGCAUCCGAUUGCUUUUAUGGAUCUUCGAAGCUCGGAUAAAUCCGCUGGCCUGUUUGAUUGAACAUUCUGUUGCAUCCUUAUUUUUUCGUCUCUGCUUAUCAGUAUGGUCCCACCUCCCCCUUCCAACAAGCCACACGUUUGCCUUUCGUGUGUGCUUAUCAUGAGCAGCAUGGCACUGCUGGACGCCUAUCUGGUGGAGCAGAAUCAGGGUCCGAGGAAGGUCGGCGUCUGCAUCAUGGUGCUGGUAGGGGAAGUGUGUUUCCUCAUCGUGCUCCGAUACAUAGCGGUCUGGGUGGGCGCGGAGGUUCGAACCGCCAAGCGAGGCUACGCCAUGAUCCUCUGGUUCUUCUACGUCUUCGUGCUGGAGAUCAAAGUCUACUUCAUUUACCAAAACUACAAGGCGGAGCGUGACAGGGUGGACGCACUGACCUGCAAAGCUUUAACGGUGCUGCUCUCGGUUUUCGUGCCAGGACUUUACGUCACGCUGGCGGCCAUCGACCACAUGGAAUACGUUCGGCCAAUCAAAAAGAGGGAGGAGCUCAGGAGUCGAUUGUUUUGGGUUGUGGUGGAUCUUCUGGAUAUUUUGGAUAUUCAAGCAAGCCUAUGGGAACCUCAAAGGAAAGGGCUCCCUCUAUGGGUGGAAGGUCUUACGUUUUUCUAUUGCUACAUAUUGUUGCUCAUACUUCCGUGCGUGUCACUCAGCGAAAUCAGCAUGCAGGGUGUAAACAUUGUGCCGCACAAGAUGUUGCUGUAUCCUAUCCUCAGUUUGGUGGCUAUUAACGUUAUCACGCUGUUUAUACGAGGAGGAAAUAUGGUGUUUUACAGAGACGUACGAGUGUCUGGAAUACUCAUGGGUAAGAACGUUCUGGCGAUCGUCCUGAAGACCUGCAGCUUCGUCCAGUACCGCAGACAUCUGCAAGAGGCGCCGGGGGGCGCUCUCGCACCGGAACUGCAGAGGGAUGCAGUGCCGCAAAGUUCAAGAGGGGCGGUGCCGGUCGCAAUGCCCAUGCCUGUUACCAUGACAACGCCACAGGUGGUCAUACAAGAUCUGACGACACUUCCAGAAGAACCUGAAUUUGAGGACACAUGACCACAGAGUCCAACUGGGAAAGUUGUGUAACGCACCCCGUGAACUACUUGGAGUUCUGCGUCGUGAUGUUUGUGAGAUGUGGCUAAUGAGAAAAAAAGCUUGAUAAGAUGAUAACACAUUUGUGUGAUAAUGAAACUGGAGUCAUUCACAAUUCAAAAGAAUGCAGUGGAUGGAACGGAAAACCAUUAGUUGAAUUAAUUUGGAGAAAAAUCACACUUCAGAGGAACUCAAUGACCCUAUGAUUGUACAAUCACAGAUAACUGUGAAUAAUUCAUCAAGGUGUUAAAAAAUGUGUUUUUCAUUACGUUCUGCAUCUAUUUUAUUUGACUUCUCCAGUAAAAGUGGUGAAAUGAUGUAUCAGAGAGACAACUCAGGCAGAAACGCCAUUAAUUUAUAAAAGUGAAUGUUUUAUAUUUAAUGGAUGUAUGCCUUGUGUGUUCUUCGUUUUGAUGUUUUAUGAAAACUAGAUGAUAUUUUGUUAUUAAAAUGAGUUUUUGUUUAUAUCCGCAACAGUUUUUCUCUCUUGCUGUCUUUUGCUGUUUUUCUGUGGCUGGAAUCAAAAUUUCCGGACUAUUGCUGAGGUUUAAUGUUAUUUUUGUCUGACGUGCAACUAGCGACAUAAAUAAAACCUUCAGCAACUCAUGUUGUUUAUAGAGACCCUAGCAACAGCUCAGCGGUGUGCUUAUAACCACCCACAGCAUCUUAUUAACCUUACAGAAAUGCCCUAGCAACCACCCGGCGAGUUUCUCACAGUUGCAGUUUUUCUCAAGAAAAAUCUUUUAUCUUCAUUUGACGCAGUCAUAAGCCUUUCUUCUUUGGGAGUAAACUUACCACAGUGCGCUAAAAGCAAAAGCGUGACACAAAUCCAGAUCGUGUUAUUGGGUCUCAUCAUACUUUUGAGCCUCUGAGAUACAGAAGAAACUUUAAUCUCGUCUGGGCAAAGUGAUAAAAGACAGCUUGUCUUGUUUCUGCUUUGCAAACUCGUCUGAGUAAGAUUGUCAAAAUCAAGCGACAAGUUCGUAUAUGUUCACGUGUCUUAUAAUGUAAGCCGCACACUUCAAAUCUCCUGGCGCUUCGACAUAAAUUAGCAAUUUUAGUAUUUCAAUAAUAAUGAGAAGAAAACGUCCGCCUAGGUUGAAAUGAAAGACAUGUUUUAUGACAUUGUAUACCCAGAGCUAUAAUUUUAGCACGUUGCUAAGCUACCGUAUUAGAUUAGAGCCGUCAAUAAAUAUAGCACAAAGGAAACGUACUGCUCACGAUAAACACAUCUGACAGAUUAUUAUCGCUGAAAUGACAGCAUAAAUCAUAUCGAUUUAUUUAACCAGUAUAGUUAUUUAAAAACAAAUGGCAUUCUUGGCAGUCAUGAGUAAAAUGACAUGCACAAUGUUUGGAUCAUAAAAGCGAGGCUUAUUCUUAAGACUGUUUGUUUCCUGGACAGGGUUUAGAUUAAUCCAGGACUAGGCCUUGGUUAUAGGACAUUUUUACAAACAUACCUAACAGAAAACAAUACUGGUGUGCAUCUUGGGACAAAACAAUGGCCAUUAUUUAUGUUAAGAUAUGUCAGUGCGAGAUGUUUUUAAAGGGGACAUAUCAUGAAAAUGUGACUUUUUUCAUGUUUAAGUGCUAUAAUUGGGUCCUCAGGGCUUCUAUCAACCUAUAAAAUGUGUAAAAGAUCAACCCAGUAACUUAGUUUUGGUAAACCAUUCUCUACAAGCAUGUGAAAAAAUAGGUUAUUGAAAUUUAGCUCCCCUUGUGAUGUCAGAAAGGGAUAAUACCGCCCCUUAAUCUGCUCUAUCCAACCACAGCACUGCCAUUUAGUGCAGAGAUCAACUCAUUUGCAUAUCUAUAUGGUAUUUUGAGCUAAAAUUUCACAUAUGUAUUCUGGGGACACCAAAGUUUUAUUUGACAUCUUAAAAAAGUCUUGUGAAAUGUCCCCUUUAAAUUAAGGGCCUGUUUACACGAGAACGCUCGAGGGUGAAAACGUAAAAAUAUUUUAUCAGAUGUGCCUUUCGUUUACACAGUGAUGGCGUCUUUAGGGCUUAAAAACGCAAAAAAGUGAAACCCCCCUCCAGAGUUAAAAUCUUA